This is a messenger RNA of Anopheles maculipalpis, 906 nucleotides long. RefSeq lists its product as uncharacterized. Lineage: Eukaryota; Metazoa; Arthropoda; Insecta; Diptera; Culicidae. The transcript is spliced from 3 exons. Bases 1 to 906 code for a protein of 301 amino acids. Gene Ontology annotation, cellular component: extracellular matrix. The record is from RefSeq and is a predicted model, not a curated record.
AUGGCUCACGAGACGGAGAAGGCGGGAGGAGGUUGUGUCCUCGAGAAUCAAUGGCGCACGGGCGUGUGUGCACGUAUUUGUGAUAUUAGCAAACCGUUCUUAAAUUGCGAGAAUUUGACAAGAAAUGACGAAGAAGCUCGAAAAUCAUUUAUUGAACGAUUCUAUUUCCUUCGCCAGUUUGUUUCUGCUAUUGCCAUCUUGGCUGCAACGGCUGUCCAAUCUGCCCCAGUCAAACCGGCUCAGUAUGCUUUCGUAACGAAGCACCAUCACGUUCCGGAGCAGCAUCACGUACUCGAGCAUGUUCAUCAUGUGCCAGAACCAAAGCUAGCCGUACACUACCCGGUCGAGCUGCUUCAGGAUCAACAUCAUUACCAGGAGCCCCAGCUCGUUCUAAGCAACGAUAAGUACAUCGGUGAAGCUCACGAGUACCAUCAUCAUGAGGCUCCUGCUACCAGCUACAGCGAGGGCAACGACUACAGCUCCCUGUACGGUGGCAAGCACGGUUCUCACCUGUACGACAACUACCAGUAUGGACAGUACGAAGCUGGAUACGCCAAGAAGUAUGACGAGUACAACGCAUACCCCAAGUACAGCUUUGAGUACGGAGUAGAUGAUCCUCACACCGGCGAUCACAAGAAGCAGUGGGAAUUCCGUGAUGGUGAUGUUGUGAAGGGUGGAUACAUGCUGAAGGAAGCCGAUGGAACGACCCGUGUCGUCGAAUACACCUCGGAUGAUCACAACGGUUUCAACGCAGUCGUCAAGAAGUUCGGCCAUGCCCACCAUCCGGAACCAGUCAAGCAGCACAACGCCUACGGCUACAUCGGUAACUAUGCUGGUGCGUACGCGACUGGCGAUUACUAUGGCAAGGGUGCCACCAGCUACGCCAAGGUUUGGAAGCAGCACUAA